Loxodonta africana (African savanna elephant) is the source of this 741-nucleotide messenger RNA. RefSeq names its product prorelaxin H2-like. The transcript has 2 exons. Gene Ontology annotation, molecular function: hormone activity. Gene Ontology annotation, cellular component: extracellular region. Lineage: Eukaryota; Metazoa; Chordata; Mammalia; Proboscidea; Elephantidae. The record is from RefSeq and is a predicted model, not a curated record. Bases 71 to 547 code for a protein of 158 amino acids.
GCCAGACAGGGAAAGCAACCUGCAGCCAAGGAUAGACUUCUUCAGAGAAAGGCUGAGAAGCAGGUCCAGGAUGCAGCACCCAGUCUUCUUCCACCUGCUAGGAGUCUGGUUGCUGCUAAGCCACAGCCCCAGAGAGGCCAAGGCCCAGGGGUCCAACAUUGUGAAGCUAUGUGGCCGUGAAUUAGCGCGUGCACGCAUUGAAAUCUGCGGCCAGAUCAACUGGGGAAAGAAUCCUAACAGGGGCAAGUCAUCACUGACAUCUGCCCUGGUUGCAGAUACUGUAUCAUCCUCCAUCAACAGAGGUAUGGAAACCUUAGAUAGGUUGUCAAAAUUCAUUCCUAAUUUUCAAGAGAAGGUGAUGCCAAAUGUGGAACUUGUGAAAAUCAUCAAAAAGAGACAAAGUGAAGCAGAAGACAGCAGCCCUUCAGAACUAAAAGACUUAGUCUUGGAUAAACAUUCCCGCAAGAAGAGAACGGGAAUUUUAGAACUGAGUAACAAGUGUUGUUAUCAAGGUUGUACCGUAAGAGAACUGGCGAGAGGAUGCUGAGAUAACUGAACAAGUCUCAGCUAAUGGUCACCUGUCCUCUUGAUGGCAUGUUCACAGAUUCCUCUCUCAGACACCACUGAUAAUUAGAACAUGAGAAAUCAUUACUAGUGUUCCCAUUUCUGAUUUAUUGUGCCAGAAAACUCUCUUUACAUAAUUGAAGUUUCUGUUAAUAAACCUUUUAAUGCUAAAAAGUU